Molecule: messenger RNA, 2316 nt
Organism: Daphnia magna
Lineage: Eukaryota; Metazoa; Arthropoda; Branchiopoda; Diplostraca; Daphniidae
Product: otolith matrix protein OMM-64
Exons: 5
Coding region: 146-1309 (387 amino acids)
Source: RefSeq, a predicted model, not a curated record
GUGAAGACUGUGUUGCUAAUCUAUGACUCUGUCGGCGUCUUUUUCUGUUGGCGCGCCAGAACGUUCUCUUUUCUACUGUUGUUAUUGUCGUCUGCAUUUUUUAAGCUCGUGAUCACGAACUAAAGUUUUUUUUUAUUCGCUGGACAUGGGGAAAAAACGAGCUCUUAAAGCGUCAAAGGAAAAGGUGGUUGUAGAAAAAACGGUUGUAUUUAAAUGUAACAAAAAACGUAAAAGAUUCAGCCAACCUUUGAAAGAAUCGAACAAACCAUCAACCGUACGAGACCGUAAAAAUUCCCUUACAAAACUGUUGAAAGCCCUUGAAGCAUUUAGUGGAGUCAAUGCAAUGCUGUUCCUUCACUCACCAAAUUGGAAAAAGUCCUCAGUAAGAAUCCGAGUUUAUGGGAAACUAGGAAGAAAACUGAAGAAGACUCCAGCCUUUAAAUUAAUCCAAAAGACUUUUUACAAAGAAGUUUCCUUAUUCAAUAAGACUCGUCCUGCUCCGGCUGCAGAUAAAAAUGCUCUUUAUGUACACACAGAGGAUGAACCAGAUCAAGUUGAAGAUGAAACACUUGCUGAAGAUGAAAAAGUUCUUGAUGAUGCUCUGCAGGCUAUGCCUAGCUACAGAGGUGAACAUCUAAAUGAUGACAUACCUAGUGAGUUUGAAAGUGAUGAUGAUGAAGGUGACAAAUCAGAUGAAGACCUUAUCUACAUGUCAGAUGAAGAUGACGACGAAGUUGUUGCCACAACGUCUAUUCUCACUCCAGUGAACACCAAGUCUGAGAAGAAUCCUAUGGUUAUCUUGCCUGGAUUAAAUGCUUUGACCACCUUGCUUAAUCUCGCAACGGUUGCUACCUCGACUAGUCCCGCUCCAAUUACUACCUCUUCUACUCACACUCCUGUUACUGUCUCGUCUUCUCUCGCCUCAAAGGUCAAAUCGUCACCAGCCCAUACUCCUGUUGCCACCUCUUCUAGUCUCGAUUCUAAGGCUAUCACACCAAGUUGUCUUGAAACCGCAACGAAGAAAAUGGAAGAAGAAACAAUGAAAAAAAGGGAACUAUUAAAUAAAAAAAGAAGAGAAAAGUAUCAAGCCAGCGAUAAAUUCAAACAUGGCAGCCGAACAAUAUAUGCCAGCGAUGAUGAUGAACGUCCGUUGAAAAAGACCAAAACGAGCCAUGAUAAAAGCGUAUCGAAUUGUAGGGACGAAAUUGGCAGUGCAAGCCCUUCAACAGAUUUAUCUAAUGCUUCCAAUACAAAUGAAAAGCCCGAUGAAGUAAGUGUGGCAAAGCGGCUUGAGGCAGAGUGGCAGUGAUUGAGCUUUAAAAAGCUCUUGAGUAAAAUGAGAAAGACAAUGACUAUUCAGGUUUUCUGUGAACUAGGAAGUACGUGCCACUUGGGGGGAAUGGGGUUGUAAAGGAGGUUUUCAAAGGCUGUGCACGCAAGGAAACGGGAGAGGUGAAACAGCGUGAUUUAUUUUCUAUGGACCAAUUGCAUCGGUAUUGUCGAGUUUGAGGCUUGUGGGUGGGACGUGACACCGAGUGUUGCAUGGGAUCUCCCCCUGAACUUGCAGCAUCUUUCGUAAAUGCUUAACACCGGGCAAGCAUUAGUCUUCAGGAAAAGAAGCCAUUGUUUUAUCUUGCUUACAAAACGGCCAUUACGAAAGAUAAUCCUAAACGCGGACUCCUUAUGCAACGCUCGUUUGGAAAGCACCUCCAGCCACGAAGCCGGGCAUAUUUUUUCCAACCACUGAAGCGGGUGAAAUAAAUUCUUAUCGUUCCACAAAGAAUUUUGACUCAAUUGUAUUGAACUCCUAAUGGAUUCAACACAGAAUUCGUAUCCGAAGUACACAACAAAAGUUCUAAGGAAGAUAAUCAUUACAACAAAUUUGACAUCCUGUUCUCGUUUAACGAUUCAAGACGUACAACAAAACCUUUUUUACCCAACAGCCUAAACGGCUGGGAUAAAUAGAGAUGUGAGAGAGUGAAAAAAAAAGAAAUACUUGAAAUUACUUACAGACUACUCGUUAAGAAAUUUUUACUGCAAUUGGAUGUUUAACGAAUAUCUGAAUUCACAUCAUAUUGAAUGCUAGAACCGACGCGAGAUGGCACCACCACGGUACGGCCGCGAUUUCUUUCCCUCUAUUCUCUUUGGUUGGCAAUGGGACCGUCCCGCGACAAAUCCAACCUAUUGUGUUAUCACGGCCCUGUUUAAAAAAAAAUCAAUUUCUCUCUGUGAUUUUCCCUCAAUUUUUCUGUGGCUUUCCUCAGUUUCCCAUUGGUUGUCAGUCUGCUCUCGUUUCCAAUAAAUUAGUAACUUGUG